AUGAGGGACGUUCAGGUACUUUCUCCUACCGUUCAUCAAAUAGACGGUAAAAACGAUCAUGUGACCUACGACGUCCAAUCCCAACAGGAGGGUCAUACUUCGUUAAGAUAUUCAGACUUUCAGUGGCUUUACAAUCGGAUUCAGAUAGAAGUUCCUGGCGUCUUCGUUCCUGUCAUUCCCCAUAAGCGAACGGCGUUGAUGGGCGAAGGACAGUUCAGUGCCGAAUUUUUGGAAGAGCGUCGUCGCAAUUUAGAAAUCUUUCUCACAGGGGUCCUGAAAGUUCCGAAAAUUUUGACCAAGUGCCCAUCGCUUGAGGUAUUUCUGAAGGACACCGGAGAUUACUGUUAUUGGGAAGCUCACAAGAAGAAAGUGGAGGCUGAAAAUCCAGACAUUGCGAAUACCAUUUCCAUCCCAUCGGGAACUGUGGAAAUGAACGAUGCUACCAUUGCGGACGCCAAGAAAGGACUUGGGAAUCUUAUGGCCAAGGCCAAGACGGUCACUCAGACCAAAUUUGGUAAUGCAGAACUUCAGGAAUCCAAACGAGAGAAUGAGUACAGGUCGGUCAAGCUAUACUUUGAACGAAUGGAACAUGAGAUGAAAGAAGUCAAGGAUCAAGUCACGAAAUCCUUGAAGCCGCCGCCGGACAAUCCAAAUGCCGAAGUCAAAAUGGUAGCAGAAAAGCAGGCGCUGCUUCACUCACUCGAACACGCAGCUUCGAAUAUCAGCACUUGUAAGGGAGCCUUUAAGCGCCGAAAAAAGCUGCAGGUAGAAUACACUACGAAACACAAUCAACUGGAGCAGUACAAGAAGGAUCAGGCCAAACCACAGAAACAGUCGUUCGGGUUUUCAAAGAAGGUAAAGGAUCCAGCAAAGGUGGCAGCCAAACUUGCCGAAUUAGAAAAGUCAGCUGUUGCCCUGCACGGACAGUUCGAAAAUGCAACAAAGCGCAUCUUGUUUGAGGCUUGCCGUACGAAAAACGGGAUUGACGCUAGAAUGAAGGCUUGUCUACAGGAACAUGCAUCCAUCCAAAAGAAAAGCGGCGACCCGGUGUCGGAAGUCAAAUCAUUGCCACAAUUUCCUGAUCUGGGUGCCGAAUACAAUGUCAUUCCAGCUCCUCCCAGCAACGCAGCUACUCCAUCCCCAGGCGAUAGGGGAAACAGAUCUCCGAAACGGGCAGGGCGUGACAAGUCACAAGAUCGUACUACCGGGCGUGGCAAGUCAAAAGAUCGUACUACUGGACGCAGCAAGUCGCCGACUCGUGCCACUCCCGUCGGCACAACAAAAAAGACUGCGACACCAGUCAAUGCAACAAAGAAGACAGCAUCAUCUCCUGUAUGUGGACGGGGCAAGUCGCCUAUUCGUGCCACCCCCGUCAAUGGAACAAGAAAGACAGCAUCAUCUCCUGUUCGUGCCACCAAAAAGACAAGCAAACCGAUUCGUGCCACAGCAACUUCUUCCAGUGCUCAGCCAACCCUUACUCUUCCCGAUGCUAAUACAAACAUUGGAGACUGGUUCAAGAGUAACGCACCAAUGAUGAAAGCGCACAUAAUGCAGACCACUCCCAUUGUUGGUACUGCUAGUGUUGGUUUUAAUGGUGGUAGUCCAUAUGGAAAUCCUGGCCAACAGCCAGAAGGACCACCACCGGACUUUUCUCAUUUUACCACGCCCUUCAAGGAUUUGUAUCCCAAUGCGGACCCAGCUCGCUGGAAGUUGGUCGAAAUGAGAUUCAAAGGAAAGGCUAAGUACCACGUCAAGGGACUCCAAAAGAAAUAUGAUGGACCCAUCCUUGAGGCCAUUGAACAUUUCAAGCCCCAGCCGCAACGAUUUGUGGCAAUCAUGUAUCAGAUUGACAUGUUGGAAGAAUGGGAUCCCAGAGAACACAAGUAUACUAUACUUCAUCGCAAGGACACUGUGGAUUGGAAACCUCUUGGACCCGAACCCGAUGGUAAUUUAAUGUGUCUAAUGCAUACUUAUGAAAGGUGCAGACCUUUGGCAAGCUUCCCUAUGGAAUUACGCGACAAGUGGACGGACAAAAUGACCUACAAAGGCCGCCCAGUUCAUGGCCGAUCGAUCCAACCAGUCAUGCCUGGACGUGGUAUGGGCUGUGUGGACUUGCCAAAUCUCAAAGUCAUGGCCAAAGUCAAUCCUGGCGACAUUCAGCAAGGAUCGGUGGGUGACUGUUGGUUGCUUUCAGGUAUUUCAGCAGUGGCGGAAUUUGAAGGUGCCAUUGAACGGCUCUUUCGUAAGAAUCGAAAUCUUCGUAAUAUGCCAACUGACGAACCAAAUGUUUAUACUGUGACCUUGUGGGACUUGCGAACAUGGUCUGAAGUGGAUAUUGUGAUUGAUGAACGGCUGUGCGCGAAUCCCGACGGAAAGAAGAUGCUUUUGGGUGCCAGACCAUCCAAGGAUGGCCAGUUGUGGGUCCCAUACCUUGAGAAAGCAAUUGCAGCCCUUUGCGGCGGUUAUGAUAAGAUUGAAGGAGGACAGUGUACUCAUGCUUGGCCCAUUCUGACGGGUGUCAAGGGGCAGUACACUAUUCAGACCAAGAAUGGUUCCGAGAAGUUCGGCUGUUUUGGAAGAUUCAACAGUCACCGAAACGCAUGGGCCGAUCAUGAAAAUUCCCCGCAAGACGGAGAGCAGACAAUUUGGCGUACAAAGUGGCCAUUGGGCGAUGACAGCGAUGCAGACAUUAGCACGAGUGAACUAUUCCACAAGAUGAGUACUUGGAGCGCUGCCAACUUUUUGAUGGGAGCUGGUACAAAGGGCGAAUCCGAUUCGAAUACCACCAAUGGACUGGUGGAUGAUCAUGCCUAUUCUAUUGUGAAGUGUCUGCGUCACGUGGCAGGAACUAAGGUGAAUAUGGUACAAGUUCGCAAUCCUUGGGGCAAGGGCGAAAUCGAAGAUGGUGAAUUCGGCGACAAUGCUCCCGGAUGGCAAAAAUAUCCAGCAAUUAAGGACUUGCUAAAGCCAAGGGUUUCGAACGAUGGGCUCUUUUGGCUGACGGAAAGAGAGUUCUUCAAAUUCUUUGAGCGUGUAUUUUUGUGUGCCGCAGAUAUGAAACAAUUCUGCCAGCAGUAG
Molecule: messenger RNA, 3078 nt
Organism: Cylindrotheca closterium
Lineage: Eukaryota; Bacillariophyta; Bacillariophyceae; Bacillariales; Bacillariaceae
Source: the annotation of a GenBank genome assembly